This is a messenger RNA of Lolium perenne, 1882 nucleotides long. RefSeq lists its product as uncharacterized. Lineage: Eukaryota; Viridiplantae; Streptophyta; Magnoliopsida; Poales; Poaceae. The record is from RefSeq and is a predicted model, not a curated record.
CACCAUUUCGCCGCCGCCCAGCACGGAGCGUGGCCGCCUCUCAUCAAGCGAAAGCAGCCGAUUCCGCCGCGCGCCGCCGAACCCCUCCUCAAUCAUUCCCCACCAACCAGCCAUAGCAACCGCCCCCGUGCCCGAUUUGGCCGCGGGCGAUCGCUAUGCGGUGAUGCCGCCGCCGCCGCCGCCCUGCCCCGCCGGCGCGGGCGUGCACGCGGCCUGGACGCCGCGGGCGCUGGCCGGGGCCUUCCUCGACCUCGCAAUCGUCUACGCCUUCCUCUGCGCCGCGGCGGCCGCCUCCGCGGCGUCCGCCCUCCUCGACCUCCUCCUCGGCCUCCCGCUGCCCUGCACCUGCUCCCGCCCGCACCUCCCCUGCCUCUUCGGCUUCCUCGCCCGCUACCCCGCCCGCGUCCUCCACUCCAUCGCCCUCUCCCUCCGCUCCCGCUUCCCCUUCGCCUCCGUCCCCACCUCCUCCGACGAUGACGACGAAGAGGACGAGCUCGUCGACGCGCAAGAGGACGACGUCAGGGAUCUGAACCGCGAAGCGGCGGCGGACCAGCAGCGGCAGGAAAACGUGCGCUCGGCGCUGCAGCAGGAGCUGGACAAGGAACGGAGCGCGGCGGCGUCGGCGGCGGAGGAGGCCAUGGCCAUGAUCCUGCGCCUGCAGAAGGAGAAAUCCUCCCUCGAGAUCGAGGCGCGCCAGCAGCGCCGCACCGCCGACGAGCGCUGCGCCUUCUACGAGGACGAGGUGGAGGAGCUCAGGGACAUCCUGCUCAUGCGGGAGCGCGAGGCCCGAUCCCUGCAGAAGGAGGUCGAGUCCUACCGCCGCCUGCUCGGCCUAUCCGUCGACGGCGACGACGACGACGACGGCGACGAGGUGAUGAUGACGCCGCACAACUUCUUCUCCGAGGGCGAUCCCAGCUCGUCCAGGUCGGCCGCCAACGAUUCCGCGUUUAGCACCGCGAGGAGGCCCUUCGUGCGCGAGGAAUUGCUGUCGCCCAUUCGCGUCACGCAUCCCCUGGGCGGGUACCAGGACACUUUGCCUGUUCAAGUUCCUCCUCUGGGGGAACAAGCUCCUCCUCCUCUGCUCGGAUCCAAAUUGGAAGAUGAUGGCGCGGACACUGUGGUCAUCCUCCCCCUCUCCGCCCGGAGCUUGGAUUUCCCCGUGUCUGCUCGAAGCCUGGAUCAAGGUGGUGAUGUUGAAGUUGAUGCUGCAGCUGGUAUCAAAGCUAUGGAAGCGCUGACUGCUGAUGAAUUUCAGGAGGCGCGUGUUGACAAGAUUUGCCAUGAUUUCGUGCCAACUGAGAAUGAUGCAAAUGUCUUCGAUGUCCAUGUUGUCGAUGAUAUUUGCUUCACUACUGAAGUUAAAGGCCUGAUCGGCCGAAGCUUCUCAGACGCAGCAAUGCAAGCAGACAAGUUGCAGAACCGAGCUGCCGCAGAUGAUCUCUUGGGUAAAAGUCUGAAUGCGAUUAAAGGUGCACAAGACAAGAUAAGGCUUGCAGCAAAUGAAAGAAGGCAAUCGUUACAGUUGCAGCUCUUGGAGGAUAUAGCUGACCAACUUCAAGAUAUCAAAGAUGCUGCAGAUGCAGGGCGGAACUUGCACUGUAUUUCUCCUAAAAGUUCAAAAAAAAUCUAGGACAGGACAAUUUUGCGACGGCAACACCGACGAUACUGUAAAUAUUUGUCUCUUUAACCCUUUUCAGUCCCUUCUGUUGUAUUGGUAAUGUUUGUUUGUUCUUUUCAAUAAAAUAUGUGGGUUGUUGAUGAUGUAAAUGUAGAGGUUGAUUCAUUGUUUGUUUGUAAAGUUGUAAUCAUCAGUUUGUUUUAAACGGAUUGUAUGUUCUCUUGGAAUAUGAUUGUGUGCUUCGUGUGCAGAUAAAUGUAUUGU